Pteropus alecto (black flying fox) is the source of this 8574-nucleotide messenger RNA. It is a transcript of the gene LRIG2, whose product is annotated as leucine rich repeats and immunoglobulin like domains 2. Bases 813 to 3821 code for a protein of 1002 amino acids. NCBI's taxonomy places the organism in Eukaryota, Metazoa, Chordata, Mammalia, Chiroptera, Pteropodidae. The transcript is spliced from 18 exons. Gene Ontology annotation, molecular function: protein binding. The record is from RefSeq and is a predicted model, not a curated record.
ACAGGCUUUCUGUAAAGAAAUUGUGUCUCCUUUAUCAGACUGUUUUAUGGGAAUGGAUGUUAUGUCUGGCUGGGCAACACUUCUAACUAGUAUUGUAAAACCAAAACCUGUCAGUAAAGUUUACAGUUAGGAGUGCAAGGUAUAAGUUUGUAGGAGAAUUGAUAUGUUUGAAUAGGCUUUUACCUGAUUGUAUUACAGAGUUGGACAUUGUAUCCAGCUGGGGAAUGUUUUUUCUACCAAGUAUUGCAAAACCGUUCAGUGGACGUACUGAACGAGAACCAGUAGGAUCGCUCAAGCCCACACAGUGUGGAAUAGAAGUCGGAGUGCCGGUAUGGAUAGAUUGUGUGAUAGCUCUGUGCGUCCUGCAGACUGGGGCUCAGGGCAAAAGCCUGUGAGCGCCUCCCAGCAACGACUGCUAGACUUUGGACUAGAGAAUUUCCAUUUGAAGGACAAUUGCUGGCUCGCUAUUGGACAUUAAUUGAAACUGCCAUGAUGACUAAGAGUCAUAAAAUAAUCUCGAAACCUGAAACACUCAUGAUGUCUCAAGUAAUGUCAGACAAACUGCAGUAGAGUGGGCACUGCCCAGAAGAGUCUGUAAUAAAACGGAAAUGGUUCAUAUAGGAUCGUGCUGUUUGGGGAGUGCAAGGAGAAGGUAGAUACUCAAGAGCAGAGAGCCUCUUUUCCCCUGGGACUGAUCCUGGAACUGUGCGACGAGCUGAUGGAUUCUCUUGUCACUUGGGCAGUAGCCUAUAAAUAGCUCAUAACCGACGAACAGGAAACUGCUUGGUUUGUGGAUGGUCGUUCCAAGAUGAAUGGACAACAUCUUCCACCACUCUGAGGAAGGAGAAGACAAAUUAGCCUGGGAUUUGAGUCAUAAUCGGUUGUCUAACUGGAACAUCAGCUUGGAAUCUCAAACAUUACAAGAAGUGAAACUGAAUUAUAAUGAGCUAACAGAAAUCCCAUAUUUUGGAGAACCAACCUCUAAUAUUACCCUACUGUCAUUAGUCCAUAAUAUAAUCCCAGACAUAAAUGCAGAGGCGUUCCAGUUUUACCCUGCUCUUGAGAGUUUAGAUCUCAGCUCAAAUAUAAUAUCAGAAAUCAAGACAUCUUCAUUUCCUCGAAUGCAGCUUAAAUACCUGAAUUUGAGUAAUAAUAGGAUAACCAUCUUGGAGGCUGGUUGCUUCGAUAAUUUAUCAAGUUCCUUAUUAGUGGUAAAGUUAAACCGGAACAGAAUAAGCAUGAUUCCACCCAAGAUCUUCAAGCUACCUCACCUCCAAUUCUUGGAACUUAAAAGAAACAAGAUUAAAGUUGUGGAAGGUCUCACAUUCCAGGGGCUUGACUCCUUACGAUCUUUGAAAAUGCAGCGGAAUGGAAUUAGCAAACUUAAGGAUGGAGCUUUUUUCGGCUUGGAUAACAUGGAGGAACUAGAACUGGAGCAUAAUAACCUUACAGAAGUGAACAAGGGAUGGUUGUAUGGGUUGCGAAUGCUUCAGCAGCUCUAUGUGAGCCAGAAUGCUGUUGAACGAAUCAGCCCCGAUGCAUGGGAAUUCUGCCAAAGACUUUCCGAACUUGAUUUGUCCUAUAAUCAGUUGACCCGCCUGGAUGAAUCUGCCUUCGUAGGUCUGAGCUUACUGGAGAGAUUGAAUUUAGGGGACAACAGAGUCACUCACAUUGCUGAUGGUGUAUUUAGGUUUCUUUCCAAUCUUCAGACACUAAACUUAAGAAACAAUGAAAUCUCAUGGGCCAUAGAAGAUGCUAGUGAAGCCUUUGCUGGACUCACAAGUCUCACUAAACUAAUCUUACAAGGAAAUCGGAUCAAGUCAAUUACAAAGAAAGCAUUCAUUGGUCUUGAAUCCCUUGAGCAUCUAGAUUUGAACAACAAUGCUAUAAUGUCUAUCCAAGAAAAUGCUUUUUCCCAGACUCGCUUGAAAGAACUGAUCCUGAACACAAACAGCUUGCUCUGUGACUGCCAUUUGAAGUGGUUGCUUCAGUGGCUGGUUGAUAAGAACUUUGAGCAUGCCGUGAAUGUGAGCUGUGCACACCCUGAGUGGCUCGCGGGGCAAAGCAUCCUGAAUGUGGAUCUGAAAGAUUUUGUCUGUGAUGAUUUUCUCAAGCCGCAGAUAAGGAUGCAUCCUGAAACCACAGUUGCUCUAAGAGGCUCGAACGUGACUCUGACAAGCACUGCCGUGAGCAGCAGCGAUUCGCCCAUGUCUGCCGUGUGGCGCAAAGACAGUGAAAUCUUGUAUGAUGCAGAUAUUGAGAAUUUUGUUCGCUAUCAGCACCAAGCUGGAGAAGCUCUGGAAUACACUAGUGUCUUACAUCUUUUCAGUGUGAAUUUCACAGAUGAAGGAAAAUAUCAGUGCAUUGUUACUAAUCACUUUGGUUCUAAUUAUUCUCAUAAGGCCAAACUGACUGUGAAUGAGAUGCCAUCUUUUCUGAAAACUCCAAUGGAUCUAACUAUUCGCACUGGUGCCAUGGCCAGAUUAGAAUGUGCUGCAGAGGGGCACCCUGCACCUCAGAUUUCCUGGCAGAAAGAUGGUGGGACUGAUUUUCCUGCGGCUCGAGAAAGACGCAUGCACGUUAUGCCCGAGGAUGAUGUCUUCUUCAUUGCAAAUGUGAAGAUAGAAGACAUGGGAAUCUAUAGCUGCAUGGCACAAAAUAUAGCAGGAGGCCUCUCAGCAAAUGCGUCACUCACAGUGUUAGAGACACCCUCAUUUAUUAGACCCCUGGAGGACAAGACAGUAACCCGAGGGGAAACUGCGGUAUUACAGUGCAUAGCUGGAGGGAGUCCUGCCCCUCGCCUCAACUGGACCAAAGAUGACGGACCACUGCUUGUGACAGAACGGCACUUCUUUGCUGCAGCCAACCAGCUUCUCAUCAUUGUAGAUGCUGGGCUAGAAGAUGCUGGAAAAUAUACCUGCAUUAUGUCUAAUACCCUUGGGACAGAACGUGGUCACAUUUACCUACAUGUCAUUUCAUCCCCCAAUUGUGACUCUUCCCAGAGUAGCAUUGGCCAUGAAGAUGAUGGCUGGACCACAGUCGGCAUUGUCAUCAUUGUCGUGGUCUGCUGUGUUGUGGGCACCUCUUUGAUCUGGGUCAUUGUUAUUUACCACAUGAGAAGGAAAAAUGAAGACUACAGUAUCACGAACACAGAGGAGCUUAAUCUGCCUGCAGACAUUCCCAGCUAUUUGUCUUCCCAAGGGACACUGUCCGAGCCCCAGGAAGGCUACAGCAACUCUGAGGCAGGCAGUCACCAGCAACUUAUGCCUCCUGCCAGUGGAUAUUUACACAGAGGCACUGAUGGUGGCACUGGUACCCGGGUUAUCUGCUCGGAUUGUUACGACAAUGCCAACAUCUACUCCAGGACCCGAGAAUACUGUCCGUACACCUAUAUUGCUGAGGAGGAUGUUCUAGAUCAGACGCUGUCCAGCCUUAUGGUCCAGAUGCCCAAAGAGACAUAUAUGGCCCAUCCUUCCCAAGAUGCCCCUACUUUGGAGAGCCUGAUACUGUCAACAGAUAAAGACAUGUCUGCCUUUCCCACCAACCAUGAGAGGAUGAGUGAGAAGAAACUCUCCUCCACACAGACGAGCACUGAAACAUUGCAGCGGCCUCUGUGGAACACAAGCAAAGAACUAGGCUUGACUCACCCUCCGUUUUCCCAGCAGCCAGUCCUGGAGUCACCACGACUCCAUCAGAACAAGAGCCUGGCAGAGAGUGGUCCAGACCCUGCCACUUCCCCCAUGGCCUGUCGCAAGUUACCCGACCAUGCUUUUGAUUUUAGUAGGACUCGGAAUAUUCAAGAUGGUAGUGAGGGCACAUGAAACUCACUCCAGGACGAAAGCUGGGCAAAGACCCAAAUUAAUUAAUUUUGUAUUCACUACCUCAGAGUUCAGAAGAAACCCCAAAGUCAGCGUUUGCUUUACUCUUUGUCAACAUUUACAUCUGACCACACCAAGGCGGGCCAGGCAUUUGUUCGGGCUUAUACCUGACAAGGGCAACGGCUGACGGAAUGGGUACGUCCAGUGAAAAGUGUGCAACAGGGGCAGAGGAGGAUACAGGACCACGUGCUUCCCGCUGGGUGCACAGGGAUGCGCCCAGGUGCGCCUUGCAUAUUAGGAAGAGUGUUGCUGCUUAAGGAGCUGAUUGUCUCCACCCGCAGAGUGCUUCUGAGAAGACAUCACUGUUUUCUUUCGCCUUCCAAAGAACAAAAAUAACUUUGGAGUCCUCUGGGAAAUGUUCCUGGGAUUCAUUGGUGGUUUUUAGCAUAUGGAUGGAUGAGACUGGGGUUUUGAUAUUCAAGGCCUUCGACAAGAAUCCUAGGUUUGACCAACUGUUACCAGGUCAAGGGAUUUUGUAUUCUUAUGAAUCUUUUUUUUUUGUUGGGGGGUGGGGGGUGCGUGGGAGAGGGUUCCCGAUCAUCCAGGGCUCUCAUUGUAAAUUUAUGUACAUUUAUAAAUAAUUUUUGUAUUCAUUGACUAUAUGCGUUGGCCGAAAUGUAAAUAUUUUUGAUAUGCCAAAAGUAUAUAUAAUAUCCAGUUAUAAUACUGACAGCCGCUUCUCAGACCACAGACAUUUUGUAUAUCUUGGUUUAGUGAAUCUAAAGACUGUCGAAAGUUUUUAAAACGUGUUUGGUAAGAAAUAUAUAUAUAUAUGUAUUAGAGGCAGGGUACCUAGUGAAUGCGUACACACAAACACUGUCUUGGUGUAAUUAACCACUUUCUUCAUACCUAAAGGUUCAUACAUCUAAUCAUUUGCCAUCUGUUUUACAAGUACCGGGUAGUAUUUACCUUUCUAGCAUAAAAAGGCUCUUUCGAAACAUUAGCAGUCUUCUCAUAGCCAUAUGCACAUAGAUAAAGGAAAACUUGUUUGGGGAAUAUCUUCUUUCAGCAGAAUACUUAGUUGAUGAGGAAACCAAAGAUUGCUUUUUUUCUUUCUUUUUUUUAAUAAUGUCUCUUCUACCAAUGCACAGUGUAUCUUAAGAAGGAGAGAGAGCUUUUGGGAGUAGAAGAAUGUGCAUAAAUUCUAUAAGGCUUUGGAGUGGUUCUUGUUUUGUACAAGUGAUUAUUUAAGCCAAAAAGUUUUCCUGAGUUUCCGAUAGCAAAAAGCUUUAUGCAAACAAAGGACUUAACACUAGUGGAAUGUAAUGAACUAAAAGUUCUUUCAUUGUGCUUUCAGAUUUCCUUACAAAGGCUGUCAGAUUCUGUCUUCUCAUCUAGUAAGUACUAGUUGUGUACUAGAUGACUUUAAUCACCUAAAUGAAAAUAUCUAUUUCUAAGACAUUGUUCAUUUCAAAGAUUCUAAACUCACGUAAUUUCUCAGCUUUUUGUUGGAAAGUUUAGCUGCAUUUCAUACUAGUUUUCAGUCGUAAAUUGUUCUCCAAUAGACAGCAGCACUUCUUCAGCUGCUUUGUACCACUAUGCCUUUCUCUUUUUCCUUUUUAAACUGUCAGCUUCUGUUCAUUUUCCCUUCGAACUUCUCGAAUAUCACUGUUCUCCUAUCUCUUCGAUUUGUGAUUCCUCUUCUUACUAGGUGGUAGUAUAAUUUGUGCUGUCUUAGAAUCAAGAGACCUGAUCUAGUUCCUGGCUCUGCUACUUACUGGUCGUAUAAUCGAGGGCAAGUCCCUUUGCUUCUCUACUUGAUUUUCUCAUUUAUGAAACGAGGGCAUUUUGCUAGAUGUUCUAAAGCCCUUUCCAGCGAUACCAUUCUAUGAAUCCAUGAUUCCUCCGGGGACCAAGGAGGACUACGCUACUCUAAUAACAAGCUGCCUUCAUGCAGUGUGUGAUAGAGGGGACCAAGAGUGAUGCUGCUUCCUCUGACUCGAGCCAGAUUUAUUUCCUCUCUACCGGGAGUCACGGUGUGGGAAAUACUCCUGAGAAGAAAUGUUCUGCUUCUACACGGUAUCAGUAGACACAGACUCUUUACUCCACUGAAAACCACCCACUGCCCUUGAGACCAGCAGGUCUGAAGGCUAGUGUUGCAGUGCGGCAGAGCAUCGGAAUCAGCAGGAGGUGCUGCCACGGCCAGUCAGUCCGUAACGUUCUGUGACUCACCUUUCAGAUGUAUUCGAGGGCACCUCUGUAAUUGCAGUACUGUCACUCACAGUCUGAUAGACUUCCUUGAGGGAAAAAGGUGGAGUUAGCGCUAGACUGCAAGUGAGCAUCGGCUGUUAUGUGUGAGAGGACCGACCAGGCCAUGGACCAGCGCUAUAGAAAACCUCAAAUACGUGAGUGCCGCCUCUGCUUAGCGGUGGUUGUUCUGCUGCCAGCAGUGUCCGAGUUGGUCUCAAUGGCCAGGUUCUCCAUUAUGUCAACUCAGAUGGUUGGGACGUCUACAUAACUAAAAAACUUGACCAAAAAGCUAGUUGGGAAUUUGUUUAACUGUGAAUAGCCUACCCCUGGUCUUAAAAAAUAAUAAAUUUAAUAAAUUCUAACCUUAGGAGGAAUUCCUGGCACUUUUCACUGUUGUAUAUGUUUUUGACUAAGCAGUUAUUUAACCCCGUACCAGGAUUCGUGGCUGAUUAGCAUAACAUUUGCCCGACGCUAAUUUAAUCAGAGAUGUUGGGAAGCAGGACAGACUAAAAUGGGAGGGAACUACUACGCCCUGUCCCCCAGUUACCACUUCCUGUCAGGAGGGACGCAUAACUUCUCUUCAUUUGUUUGUGCCCCUCCUAGGCUGAUUCUUGAUCUCCAAGCCUUCCUGGCCCAGGGCCUCCUCCUAAGCCAUUGGCUUUCUGUCACUCAGCAGCUUCGAAAAUGCUUUCCCUCGUAUGCAAGGUACUGUACAGGAUAGGAAAUAGCAGCAGCCCAGCCCAGGGCGCACUUCCCUCUGCUGUGCCAUCUACAGAUGCUUUCAGUGUGUAUUUUUCUUAAGGUAACGUUCCUGUUUAAAAACAGUAGCCUUCACGUUGCCCGCUGGGAGGCUGUAAAAGGAACAUUAAGAUGUCAAGCAACUUAGACUCUCUUACCUAUUUCCUAAGAAAAGGGAGAUAUGAUAAAAGUCUGCCAUUACUUAAAGGGUUGUCAUAUGAAAUAAGGGUGAUUCACUCUUUUUAUUCAAGAGGACAGUGGGGCAGAAGUUGCAGGAGGCACAGUAUAUACACUUGCCAAAAAUUCUGUGUAAGCUAAUUAACAGAUUUGUCUGAAUUGGAAUCAGCUUUUUGUUGAAAAAGUAUACAUGGAAGUUAUUCAUGUUAAUAGCAUUGAAGAAAUUUAUGCAUUGAGAUGGAAUAUGGGCAAGAUGACUUUUAGGUCGCUAUCUUUUUUAUCAUUGGAAAUCUCCAGAAGCAAUUCGACAUUCUUAAAAAUUAAUCCUUCAGAAUUCUUUAUAUACAGUAAAUAUAGAAUGCUUAAGACUUCUUUUUUUAAACAGGAAUUUUGGGUUUUGGUCAACAAAAAGUCUGUUCUGUAUUAAUGGCUGAAAACUCUGGGCUUACUCUUCCAUAACUAGUUAUUAACACAAAUGGCAUUGCCAUAAUAAAAUUUUUAAAGCUUAUAAUGUAUUAUAACCUUCCCUUUUAGUCAUUAUUUUUUAUUCCUUCUAAUCAGUGGUACUCCAUUUUGAAUGAGGUUGGAAUUGUGGUGUUUAGUUUUAUACCCAGUAUUUUACCCAAAUGUGUUAUGGCCUUAUCUAAUCAUUUGAAUAUCUACAGAAAUGCCAAGAGAGUAACAGAGAAACAGAAGUAAAUUUGCUGUCAUUUUAUGCUACAUCCUCCAUUUCUGAUUUUGCUUUUUGAUGCAGAUUACAAAGGUAAUUGUGAAAUGGUUGGACCUUAAAGAUCGAGCUAAGAUUUUUUUGGCAAUUUGCAAGUAAUGUUUCAUUUUUCUAUUACAUGGUCUCUUUCCCAGUUAAGUUUGGCAAAUAUAUUUCCCUCCCUCCUCUUCUAAUUUAUAACUUUUUUGUUUGGAGUACCAUCUAAGCCAACAUCAGUUAGCCUUAAUUUUCUUUCUGUUUUGGACAACUGCCUAGUUUAUUGCAAGAAUAACAAGUUUUGACUUGAGAGAUAUAUUACGAGCUGCUCUUAACACCUGAAAGCCCAUGAAUUAUCUGAAGUUUUUGUGGGUACUGAUGGGUGUGUGUGUGUGUGUGUGUGUGUGUGUGUGUGUGUGUGUUUUAGGAGUAAUACUCGGACCUGCUCCCUCAAGGCUAUGUGUCGAGUGUUUUUUAGCAGUCCUAGUAAUCUCCAAGGUGUGGGGUGAAGGUGAAAAACAGUUUGAUUUGAGGCUGUUUUCAAAUGUAAGAAGUGUAGUUAUCAGCUGAAACUGUCUUGAAAGAGAAAUUGAUCAUCAGGCGGUCAAUCUUGGACUGUUUCUUGCCUACUUAAAGUGGCCUCCUGAACACUGAGAGACUGUUUCCACCCUCUGCACCCCAGCCCCUCCCCCAUCAGCAUGUCAGCCUGAGUAGCCUUGGUACUCGACGUACCUGAAGGGAGUUGUAAGCCAAGUUGCUCAGUGCGGCCCUUUCCUGGUAUCUAUUUAUAUUUUCUCACACAUGAGAAUGUAUAUUUUAUAAAGCAUGUGUUCGUCUACUUGUUUGUCUACUGUAAUAUGUCUUCAAUAAAGCUAAAAUACAUUAUGA